AUGGCGGCCCAAGAAGACCUCGUCGACUUCGAGAUCAUCGAGAAUCAGAAGGAGAACAUCCAGUCACUCCCCGGAGGACGGUCUGCACGAGAAUUAGCCCGCAUUUUCUCACCAAGGGAUACGACUGAUAAGCUGGCAACCCCAUCACCCAAUGAUACAAGGACUGUGAACGAUGCAAUCAGGCAGGAAUUCGAAUCGGAGUUGCAGGCGAUUAAUGAAUCCGACGACCCGCUCGAUGUUUACGAUAGAUAUGUGAAAUGGGUUCUUAACGCCUACCCCUCGACUCAAGCGACACAGGAAUCAGGACUGCUUCCUCUCCUAGAGCGUGCCGUCAGGGCUUUCCUCUCCUCGAAUCACUACAAGAACGACUCCCGAUAUGUGCGGCUAUGGCUUCACUAUAUCAGAUUGUUCUCGGACUCGCCGCGCGAAACGUUUGCUUUCCUUGCCCGUCAUCAUAUUGGUGAAGAACUCGCCCUGUUUUACGAAGAAUUUGCCGCUUGGCUAGAGAGUGCGGGGCGUUGGGCACAGGCCGAGGAGGUGUACCAUCUUGGAAUUGACCGGGAAGCACGGCCAGUUGAGCGAUUAAUCCGGAAAUUCAGCGAGUUCCAGCAGCGAUAUGAGCAACAGCCUCAAGACGGACCAACCUCGCCCGCAUUGCCUAAGGCACGACCAGCACUGGCUGCCAAGACAAACCCGUUUGUGUCUUCGAGCGCCGCACCAGAAGAACAACCUCAGCAACCAGCCGCACCAGCAGCCGGUGCCAAGAAAUCGAAGUCCGGCAAGCCGAAGAUGGCCAUAUUUUCCGACGCGGGCGACGCCGCCCCGACAAGCCAGCCUGUUCUCAGUGGCGGGCCAACAAAGGGAUGGGAUAGUAUUGGUUCGUUGCAUGAUCGAAAGAAGGAAAACGCCGUGGAGGCAAAGCCAUGGGCUGGAGAAACUUUGAAGGCAGGAAAGAAGGCAGCGCCAAAAGAGAAAAUGUCGAUUUUCAGGGAUGAGUCAAAUGCAAAACAGCAAGUCAAAGAACCAAUGCAAUUCAAGCAUGUUCCAGAGCAUCGAGUAAGCGAAGCGGUAAAUCCACGUACUGGUAGACGUGAGCAUGUUUUCGUCAAUCUUGAAGCAGUAUACCCCGAUUACAAAAAUCCGAACUAUGAGAUCAGUUUCGAGGAACUGAGGGCUAUGAGCCGGGGAUGGAUGAACAAAAAUUGGCGCUCACAGAAACAACCCCUGAAGCAGAUAUCAGGGAAUGCUGAGCCCUCGGUGGAAAAUAUUACAGGAAGGGGCUCCGAGAAGGAACUACCAAGUCAAUUCAAUCAGAAACUGGCCCUCAACGACUCACAGCCUGACCAAGAUGAGAACCGUGAGAGCAAAGCUGGAAAAUCGCGCAAACCCAAGGUUCGCGAAGUCCAGGGAGAGACGCAGACCAUCAAAAUGAAUUUCGAUUCCCCAACGAAACCAAAGAAAGUACGCCGCAAGAGCACUGCUGAGCCGACGAUGACUAUCCACACUCGCGCUGCUACGGACGAGAUCUACAGUAUCUUCAAUCAGCCAUUGAAAGCAGAGACGGAGCCCGCGGACAGCAGUGACUUCGACGAUGAUGACGACGGCUAUACGAGUGUCGGCGAGAGCACAGUCACGGGACGGAUAUCUGUUGCCUCCAGCGAUUUUGACGAUGAUGACACGACAUUCCACAAAUCCUUUGACAACGGUGAUGAAGAAGGGUUUGAUGACACUCGGGCUGAAAGUGUUGUGGAUGGCGAAUGGACUGAUUUCACCGGCAGUCGGCACGUCUCCGAGCCUUCAAUAACGGACUCGCAGGCUUUCCAGCCAGAGCACCCUGAAUAUACCGAUGGUGAAGAAACAGAUACCGCUUUACGGUCAAGAUUUGUACCGCAAAUGCCCGAAGACUACAAUCCGCCAUGCGGCCCCUACCGUGACCCGGAGAUCAUGGCUCAGAAUCGCUUGCCUUUCAUGACGCCUAUUGUCGAACAGACAGAGUGCUCGUUUCCCUCCAUGAGGACCGCCAGGAACCUCUAUACUGCGAAGACUCCGUCGAAACCGAUGCCCGGUAUCGCUGCAAGCCCUGGCACACCCGAGAUGGAAGACCUUCUGGGUCUCUCGCCUGAAGGGGACAAAUUCGCCAGUAUUCCAGAGGAUGUGACGCUCAGUCCGUCGGCAAUGAAGUCACGCUCUAGUCCGCUGAUGCCAUUUCUAAAGAGUAGUCCGGCACGAAAACAGAGACCUGUUAUUGAGGAUGCUCAGUGUAAUCCGACCGAUAAGGGAAUCCGGAAGGUCGUUCUCGAAUCUUUGAGCCCACCAAUUUCAUCGUACCCCGGCUAUCAAACUCACCCAGAGGAGGAAAGUCACUACGCCCCUGGAAUCCAGAAGUAUAUAAAGAACCCCAGCAAACGACCUAAGAGCGGCGACGAAGCGUCAUUCAGUGCCCCGAUGCUUGAAUUCGAGAAAGCAGAACGGGGUUACAUCAUCAAACGAGAACUCGGAGCCGGUGCUUAUGCUCCCGUAUACCUUGCGGAAAGCGUCGACAGCUUCGAUAAUGAUUCCGAAAUGGAUGGCAGUCGAGAUUCCCAAUCUACGAACAGCAGAAAGACGGCGGACCGUUACAGUUUCGAGGCGAUUAAGAUGGAACUUGGACCCCCUAAUCCGUGGGAGUUCUACAUGAUCCGGGCCGCUCACGAACGUCUUCAGAAAUCGCCUGGAUGCUCCCGUGCCACCGACAGUAUUAUUCGAGCACAUGAGUUGCACGUUUUCGAGAAGGAGAGCUUCCUUGUAGAGGACUACCGUGGACAAGGUACCUUGUUGGACCUUAUUAACAUCAUUCGCAACGAACCGACUCUGGUCCAUAACAACGGAGAAGGUGGCCUAGACGAAUGUCUAGCCAUGUUCUUUACCGUAGAGCUCUUCCGAACCAUUGAAGCAUUGCACGCGAACGGCAUUCUCCACGGUGACAUCAAACCCGACAAUUGCCUGGUCCGCUUCGAUGACCCAUCACCACGGCCAGCAGACAGCACACCGUCCCUCCUCGAUCUCGAUGACGAGAACAUAGAUCCCCGCGAAAUCCACUACUCUCCGCACGGUAAAUACGGUUGGCGUAACAAGGGUCUCAGUCUCAUAGACUUCGGCCGAAGCAUCGACAUGCGCGCCUUCAAACCUUCCGUUCAAUUCAUCGCCGACUGGGAACCAAGCAGCCACGAGUGCAACGAAAUCCGUGAGAUGAGACCCUGGACGCACCAGAUUGAUCUGUACGGUGUCGCCGGUACGGUACACGUGAUGCUCUUCGGGAAAUACAUCGAAUCUGUCCCUGUCCGGCGCAGCGGCUCCGAAGACGAGAACUCAAACCCUCAAGCAAUGACGAGGAUGUACCGUAUCCGGGAAACGCUGAAGCGAUACUGGGAGCGGGAGAUUUGGAGCGAAGUGUUUGAUUUACUGUUGAACCCUGGUGCGCCAAAGUGGACAUCUAUCGAUCAAGACGAGAAUGAGGAUCAGCCGCCGCAUUUGGCUAUUCUUGGAGCGAUGCGGGCUGUUCGGGAGAAAAUGGAGAGUUGGCUUCUGGUCAAUGCGGAGAAGAAGGGUUUGUCGUUACAGAUCCGGAAGUUGGAAGCUGUUUUUGCGGAAAAGAGAAGGAAGUUGGAGAGGGUUUGA
Molecule: messenger RNA, 3657 nt
Organism: Aspergillus ruber CBS 135680
Lineage: Eukaryota; Fungi; Ascomycota; Eurotiomycetes; Eurotiales; Aspergillaceae
Product: putative checkpoint protein kinase (SldA)
Exons: 3
Coding region: 1-3657 (1218 amino acids)
Biological process (GO): meiotic sister chromatid cohesion, centromeric; protein phosphorylation; mitotic spindle assembly checkpoint signaling
Molecular function (GO): ATP binding; protein kinase activity
Source: RefSeq, a predicted model, not a curated record